Messenger RNA from Pochonia chlamydosporia 170, 1059 nucleotides. Its product is annotated as chitin deacetylase. The transcript has 2 exons. Gene Ontology annotation, biological process: carbohydrate metabolic process. The record is from RefSeq and is a predicted model, not a curated record. Lineage: Eukaryota; Fungi; Ascomycota; Sordariomycetes; Hypocreales; Clavicipitaceae. Bases 1 to 1059 code for a protein of 352 amino acids. Gene Ontology annotation, molecular function: hydrolase activity, acting on carbon-nitrogen (but not peptide) bonds.
AUGAGUCUUCUGGCCAUUAUGAUUUCUGCAGUUUCGCUGGUAAGUGCUGGGGCAGCAAAUCAUGAGGGUCUGACCGAUCGUGAAUCCAUCCAAUGGACGGAAAAUGUUGCCCGACCACACGUCGGAACGGUUACAUAUGGCACAAUUAUAAACCACUGCAAAUCGCCUGGCCUCAUCGCCCUUGCCUUCGAUGAUGGCCCCUGGGUCUUCACAAAUCAGUUGCUGGACCUCUUGGAUCAGCUUGGAGUUCAAGCUACAUUUUUCGUCACUGGUUAUAACCUGGGUAAGGGUCGUAUUGACGAUUGCAAACGUCCCUGGCCUUCCAUAAUGUACCGCAUGUACGAUUCCGGGCAACAAAUCGCUAGCCAUACAUGGACACACCAAAACCUCGACCGAGUAAAUCACAAGACACAGGAAACCGAAAUAAUUUACAACGAAAUGGCCUUCAGAACCCUUUUCGGGUGGUUUCCUAGCUAUGUUAGGCCGCCGUAUCUGGAGUGUACUGCAAAGUCGGGCUGUCAGGACUUGCUGGGUAACCUCGGCUAUCACAUCAUCACAAGCAACGUCGAUACUAAGGACUAUCUGAACGACAGCCCUUCUCAAAUCCAAAAAUCGAAGGAUAUUUUCGCUGAAAACAUAUCUAAGGAAUCCUCGAAGAAUAGCUACAUUGUUUUGGCUCAUGAUACACACAAUCAGACGGCCACCAACCUCACGGCAUUUAUGGUGCAAGUGGCCAAGGAUCGAGGCUAUAAAUUGGUGACGGUGGGAGAAUGUCUUGGAGACCCGAAGGAAAACUGGUACCGAUCUGUACGGAACGGUCGAUAUUCAUGCAAGAGCACUGGCGGCUCAGUCAUAGCGGACUCGUCAAUGCCUGCGAAAUUGGUCACCACCAUUGCCACUGCACCUACAUCCACCACAGGAAUGGAUCCAACAUCAACACAAUGGGGUCCCUCGGCGCAGACCAAGGCUGCAAGUCCUGGAGUAGAGCUGGCUUCUGCAUGUCUCCGAUAUAUUUGUUUGGGUGUGAUAGUAUUCGUUCUGGGAAUGCGAGUGCUUUAA